GCCUUCCACUUCGUUACCUAGACCCCACCACCACUGCCCGUCCACCACGCUCGCCUCUACACGACUACACGACCGACCUUCGUUUCUGACGUCUUCCCGAUCCACCGCGUGUCUACCUUGCCGCCACUCUGCACUUCGCGUUCCGCCACGCCAUCACGUCUCCAGCGGCUCCUAUCUCCCCGUCAGCGGCGACACGUCGGAUAGCAAAGUACCAGGGUUCCCGUGACCACGACUACGAGCCCGUACACGUCGAGCGUACCGGCUGGCGACAUGUACGAUUAUUAGAGUCGCUGCUCUUCCCGCCUGUCUCCUGCUCCUCCGAGCUCGCGCUUUGAUCCCGAGGUCUCAGGUCCCGGAACAGCACCACUAACGUUUCCGCGAGCCUCUUCACUCGGCAAGUGUCCCGAACAGGCUCUCCACGCCCAUCCUCCCACGAAUCGCUGGAUUCCGAAAGAGCCUUCACGCCCUCAGUCUCUCGUCACGCCCGUGCAACAUGGCUUCCAACGCUGCUGGCCCCAGCGCUGACGGCGUGGCCAAGACGGUGCACACCGAAGCCACAGACCCGUACGCCACCAUGGGACAGUUCUCUUUCGCGCCUGCCACCAAGACUACCGUAGUCACGACCACAUACACGACGACGACCACAUUCCCGCCUUUGUGUAUAAACGCCCCCGGCAGCCUUAGCGAGCGAGACCCCAAGGACUACCCGCUGGCCCACGUCCAGGCUCCCGAGUCAAUACGCAAGUUCUACUUUGAAUCCGGAGGCAACUUGGCCUGCUUCGAGGAAGCAGACACUGCAUCGGACAAAGUGCGCGAGCAGAAAACACUCCACCGCAACCUACGAUCAACGAACGGCACUCUCAGAAAGGUCGAGUCAUAUGAAGGCCCACCAGUCUUCACAACACCCAGCCGCUCGACGCGUCCAAAGCCACACGCUCCUCACCAAGGCCUACGCUCGGUAUCUGGCCGUCGGAAACGGGAUAAUGCAGACGAUUCGCCGCCGCCACCGUCAAUAACAAAGGCCGUUGAGCUCCUCGGCAUACAUCGCCAAAGCAAGAAACCCCGGUUGGAGCACGAGCACAAGGACGUUACACGUACGGCCUCCCGUUCCACCUCGGAUGACAUGGAGGAUCCGCAGCUGGCCACACCCGAUACCGACAUGGCAGGCUCCGGCCCAUCCAAACUGCCCAAGCUCCGCACCGCCCAUCUACACAACUCCAAGCUCAGGACUGCGUCACAGCAGAUUGGACCAGACCAAACGCCGCCCAGAUGGCGGCUCCAAGAAUCAAGUGCUCGGUCAUCACACUCCAGAGGUAGUCUCUCCGAUCAUCGAGAACCAUCCCCCGAGAACUCCUUCCCUACAGGUGUAUUCGAUGGCCCCGGCGUAGCUGCUACACCCCCAAUCGCCGAGUCUGAUCUGGAGCCAGUUGGACCUUUCGCCGACGAUGCGACUUUCACCCCCUCGCGCCUCACACCUCUCGACACGACGUCCGCACAAGAUGCUAGCCUACCCAGCCCCAGCCUGUCGCCCAUUACUGCUGCCGCAAACCUCGCCCAACAAACAAAUGGUGGCGCAUCCUUCUCAGGCACGGACAUGGACUUCGAUGCAAACGACGUAUCCGGACUUGACCUGUCACAGGGCACUUCGAGCAGCUCGCGCAUGGGGGACUUUUCCCUCUAUCCUGAUCCCCGACAGCGUGACCACACCGACAGCUCCAAUACGCAAUUACCCACGCCCUCCGCCAUGGACAUACCGAACAUGUUGAACUCGUUCGAUGCUUUGCCGGAACAGAUGAAGUCGUACGUCUUGUACCAGAUGCUCAGAAGGUGCAAGAAGCCGACUUUACACUUUGUUGCGGAUGUUGUCAAUCCCGCCCUCAAACGCGACUUCAUCGCCUCGUUACCUACGGAGCUUAGCCUUGAGAUUAUAGGGUAUCUAGACGUCAAGAGCAUGUGCAGCGCCGCACAGGUGUCGAAAUACUGGCGAAAGCUCACCGAUACCCACGAGUCUGCAUGGAAAGACCUGUUAGACAAGGAUGGGUACAAGCUGCCGUAUGGCGAGUUGGAGCGCGCGGUGCAAGAAGGCUGGGGUUGGCAAUAUCCUCAUUCUGCUGACAGCUACGAGCGCGACCUCAGAGCUCAAUCGGUAGCCUCUAGAUCUGACAACGAAGGCCACUCCGGGUUUUCCAGCUCUGUCUUCCCCAGUGGUUCGCUAGACCAGGAGGGCGCAGUGACACGAUCCUCUUCCAUACGCCAGAAAAGGAAGGCUACCAGUAAGCAUGGUAGCGGCAGCGGCAAGAAAGCGCGCAAGAGUCGCCCCUCUACUAGGACACAGAUGGCCCUCUAUUCGCGCCCCGCAGAUUGCCAAGAAGGCCCGCAUGCUUUUGCCAAACGAGCAGAGGCCGCCAUUUCCGAUCCCAAUGUUGGUUUGCCUGGUCUUCGUGCUAUGCAUCUCUUCAAGUCUUUAUAUCAACGUCAUCAUCUCAUCCGUAAGAGCUGGAUGGCGACCGACACGAAGCCGAAGCACAUUGCAUUCCGCGCCCAUCAGCGCCACGUGGUGACAUGCCUUCAGUUUGAUACAGACAAAAUCUUGACAGGCAGUGAUGAUACGAACAUCAAUGUCUACGACACAAAGACAGGAGCGCUACGAAGCCGCCUUGAGGGGCAUGAAGGCGGCGUAUGGGCCCUUCAGUACGAGGGCAACACGCUUGUAUCCGGCUCCACCGAUCGCUCAGUGCGCGUGUGGGAUAUCGAAAAGGGAAAAUGCACACAUGUCUUCCAGGGUCACACAUCCACUGUCCGAUGCCUGGUAAUACUCAAGCCAACUCAGAUUGGCGAGACCCUUGACGGCCAGCCGAUCAUGAUGCCGAAGGAGGAGCUCAUCAUUACAGGUUCGCGAGACUCUACGCUUCGCGUCUGGAAACUUCCCAAGCCAGGCGAUCGUGGCAUCAUGCAGGCCGCAGCGUCAUCCAAUGACCACGACAAUCCGUACUUCAUACGCGCCCUUACCGGACACCAUCAUUCAGUGCGCGCCAUCGCUGCACACGGUGACACGCUCGUCAGUGGCAGUUACGACUGCACCGUCCGAGUAUGGAAAAUCUCCACCGGAGAGGUUCUGCAACGUCUGCAAGGUCACUCGCAGAAGGUGUACAGUGUUGUUCUCGACCAUGCGCGCAACCGCUGCAUCAGUGGUUCCAUGGACAACAUGGUCAAAGUUUGGUCUCUAGAGACGGGGGCAUGCAUCUUCACGCUUGAGGGUCAUACCUCGCUCGUCGGUCUUCUCGAUCUGAGCCACGAGCGCUUGGUGUCAGCGGCUGCCGAUUCAACUCUCCGAAUCUGGGACCCAGAAAAUGGACAAUGCAAGAGCCGUCUAUGUGCUCACACAGGUGCCAUCACAUGCUUCCAGCACGACGGUCAGAAAGUCAUAUCUGGCUCUGACCGCACACUCAAGAUGUGGAAUGUGAAGACGGGCGAGUUUGUUAAGGACUUGCUGACAGACCUGAGCGGCGUAUGGCAGGUCAAGUUCAACGAGCGUCGUUGUGUGGCUGCUGUUCAGCGCAACAGCAUGACAUACAUUGAGGUGCUCGACUUUGGUGCUUCGCGCGAUGGAGUACCCGCCGACCAACGGGGACGACGCAUUGUUGUCAAUUCCAAGGGCCAGGAGAUUGAGGAUAUCACCGAGGGCGACCUAAUCGACGUGGACCAGGCUUAGGCCUAUUCUACUAUCAUUCAACACUGCGAGUUACACGAAAUACAGAUACACCCACCAACACUUGGGACCGGCGCGAAUGUUUUGGCCAUGUUCAAAAGCGAUACCCACUACGCGUUCUGGCGAAUGACUUGACGACACGGCGACCGAAUCUUAUUCAUUCAGGUGGCAUCAUGAAUUGCCUUUCUUUGGCUUGGCCUUGGCCGCCUCUCUUACCGUACACAUGGUGUAGGAAAUGACACUUGUGUCGGGGUAGCGUGUUUCUUUACAUUUUCUCUACUAUUGCAUAGCUAUGGCGUUUACCAUAUCCGAAGGACUGCAUUGAGGGCACCAUUAUGAGGAUUAGUUGGACUUGCACUGCAUAGGUACAGGGCAAGAACGAAAUAUAAUUUUACCACUACAAUCCUCAA
Messenger RNA from Alternaria rosae, 4119 nucleotides. Its product is annotated as WD40-repeat-containing domain protein. NCBI's taxonomy places the organism in Eukaryota, Fungi, Ascomycota, Dothideomycetes, Pleosporales, Pleosporaceae. Gene Ontology annotation, biological process: proteasome-mediated ubiquitin-dependent protein catabolic process; ubiquitin recycling. Gene Ontology annotation, molecular function: ubiquitin binding. The record is from RefSeq and is a predicted model, not a curated record. The transcript is spliced from 3 exons. The coding region runs from base 494 to 3712 and encodes 1072 amino acids. Gene Ontology annotation, cellular component: nucleus; cytoplasm.